Molecule: messenger RNA, 1664 nt
Organism: Fragaria vesca subsp. vesca
Lineage: Eukaryota; Viridiplantae; Streptophyta; Magnoliopsida; Rosales; Rosaceae
Exons: 7
Coding region: 248-1411 (387 amino acids)
Cellular component (GO): cytoplasm; nucleus
Molecular function (GO): RNA binding
Source: RefSeq, a predicted model, not a curated record
AAUACCCAAACAAUAAAUUGAGAAAUUUUAAAGAUUAGGUUCGACUCCCACUAGUGCUCUCUUUCUCUCUUGCGGCUAGGGUUUUUCUCUCUCCCCAUAUCCCUCAGAGACCCCAAAAGCAUCAACCUUUCAGAUCCAUUUCAAUCCUAUAUCUCGUAGCUUGUUCAUCCAUGGAGGUCUUGGUGAGGUAGGGUCUCUGCUGUAAAGAAUCUCAGGAAGGAAAUUUAGGGUUUUUGUGGGUGACGAAAUGGCGACCAUGAACCCCUUUGAUUUGUUGGGCGAUGAUGACGCCGAGGACCCAUCGCUGCUUGUGGCUGCUCAGCAGCAGAAGCUUGCUGCCGCACCCAAGAAAGCUCAGCCCACCAAACCUGGUGUCGACACCAAGCCCGCUAAGCUUCCUUCCAAGCCCGUAGCUCCUGCUCAGGCUGUGAGGGAAUCAAAGAAUGAAGGUGGCAGAGGAGGCCGUGGUGGUGGUGGACGUGGAUAUGGGCGUGGCCGCGGCGGCGGUGGCUACAAUCGUGAUUCAGCCAAUACUGAAAACAACAGUGGGUACAAUCGGGAACUAGUCUCUGCUGGUCAGGGUGCUUUUGAGGAUGCACAACCUAAAAGGCAUUUCUCUGGUGGAGAUGGUGAUGGAAGGCCGUCUGAAAGGCGUGGCUAUGGAGGAGAUGGAGAUGGGAGGACAACUGAAAGGCGUAGCUAUGGUGGUCCUCGUGGUGCUUACCAAGGUGGUCGCCGCGGUGGUUUUGGUAAUGGUGAAGUUGGUGAUGAGGAGCGCCUGAGGAGGAACUAUGAACGUCGUAGUGGGACUGGACGCGGAAAUGAACUCAAACGUGAAGGUUCUGGUCGUGGAAACUGGGGAUCACAAACUGAUGAAUUUCCUGAGGUGACUGAAGGAGUCGAUGCAACUGAAAAGAAUUUGGGUGAAGAGAAGCUUGUGGGGGAGGUUGAGGCAGCAGAUGGCAGCAAAGAGACCCCUGCUAAUGAACCUGAAGAAAAGGAACCUGAGGAGAAGGAAAUGACACUUGAAGAGUAUGAGAAGGUGCUUGAAGAGAAAAGGAAGGCCCUGCAGGCACUUAAGACUGAAGAAAGGAAGGUUGAUACUAAGGAAUUUGAAUCUCUGCAACAGAUUUCAAACAAGAAAGGGAAUGAUGAUGUCUUCAUUAAAUUGGGAUCUGACAAGGAUAAGAAGAAAGAAUCUGCUGAAAAGGAAGAAAAGGCAAAAAAGUCUGUCAGCAUCAAUGAGUUCUUGAAGCCAGCUGAAGGAGAAAGGUUCUCUUACCCAUCUCGUGGUGGCCGUGGCCGUGGUCGCGGUCCCAGAGGAGGGUCUAGCAGCAACUACCCACAAAGCAGCGUGAGAGCCCCACCAAUUGAAGAUCCUUCUCACUUCCCAACCUUGGGUGGCAAGUGAGAUGGUGAAGGGGAUCCCACCUACAGUCUCGAUGACAUUUGAGUUUUGGGUUCAUUUCUUUCAUCUGAAGCAGGAAACUAACUAGAAUAAUUGGAUUUCCUGUGUUAAUUUUUUGUUAGAAAAUUUUAUGACUUAAAUUGUAAAUUUCAGUCGGUCGGUUCAUAUGUUCCCCAUGUAGUUUGAUAUUUUUUUUUUGCCCCUUUAUGCUUGUUUUCUUGACAUUUGGGUCAUAUGAAAGGACUUAUUUGUUAGA